AUGGAUUAAAUGGAUGAUUUUGAUAUAGAGAUUUUAGAUUAACCAGUUAAUCAAUUUAUUGAUGAUGAUUAAAAUGAUGAAGAUUUUCUUGAUGAAACUACUAAAACUUUUGUUAAUGAUAAUAUGCAUAUUAAUGAAGAAAGUAGAAAAAAAAUUAACAUUGAUUUUAAAAUAAAGUUAGAGAAAUUUGUUCCAAAAUUAUUUUCAUAAGACUAAAUUAAAGUAUUUACAAAUAAUUAUAUAAAUUAGAAUAGUGAAAUUAGAGCUAUUAAACAAAUUCUACUUUUGAUAAAAAUAUCUGAUCAACUUAUUUAAGAAUAGAGAAUGAAAGAAAGAUUGGAAUAAAAUCAUUAAAAUUAAAAUAUUGGACCAAAAAGAAGAAUUUAAGAAAGAAAUACAGAAGAGUUACUUAUUGAUAAACUUAAAAAACAUUUGAUAGGAGGUUGUAAAUUAGAUAUUACAUUUCAUGAUUAACAUUAUACUCCUCUUUAUUUAUGUCAUAAUCCAUGUGUAAUUUAUAUGAAAACAUUAUAUCCAUAUCAUACACUUGAUAUUGUGAAUUAAAUGUUGAGAAAUCUAAAUAAUCCAUAAUUAUUUGAAUAGGAUAAAUUUAAUGAAAUAAAGAAUAAAUUUGGUGAUAAUUGCUUAAAAUUGAUUAUACAAUAAAUGCAAUACAAUCAUCUUAUAAUUUAAAUCCCAGAUGGUUCUAUUAAAUUUGAAAUUAAAGCAGGAAAUGAAAAUUAAGAUUUAGAUAUUUAUAAAGAUCAAAUUAUGAAUGUUUAUUGUUAAAUCAAUCCAGAAUUAAAGAAGAUAUGUGCAUUCUUAAAUUAUUGGGCACAUCAAAGAGGUAUUUUGGGAGAUCAUGCACUUCCAGAAUUUGCUUUAUAUUGUAUGAUAAUUGAUUUCUUUAUGACUUAAUCUUUGAUACCUAAUAUAUUCAGUGAUUAAUAUAGUCUAUGGAGUUAAGAAAAAUUAUUAUUGAAAUAGUAAAUUAAAACUAGUGAUGAUUGUAGAUUGUCUAAAUUUAAUAAAGAUGAUUAUAUAAUAUAAGUAACAUAAAAAAAUGGAAGAAGAGUAGAAAAGAUUUUUUGGUUAACAUUUCCUAGAACUAAAGAAGAGAUUAAAGGUGUAAUAUAAUUAUGGACUAAAACUUAAGAAAAAUAAUAUAAAUAAGUUCCACAAUUCAAUCUAGGGUAUUAAAUUAGUGUAUUUUUCCAUCUUUGGAAUCAAGUUGAAAAAUAUAAAGUUCCACUUUCAUUAACAAAUGAUGUUUAAAAGGAAGGUUAAGAAAUUGGAUUAAUAAUUUAUAAUCCAUUUAUAAAAAAUCAAAUUCUAACUCCUUUAUUACAAAAACGUUAAAAGAAUGAAGAAUUUAAGUCAAUGAAUAUGUACUAAUAAGUUAGAUCAGAAUUUAAAAGAGCUUAUGAUUUGAUUUUAUCAGGUAAUUAUGUUGAAUUGUGUGAUAAAUAAUUAUUAUUAUGA
Paramecium pentaurelia is the source of this 1482-nucleotide messenger RNA. NCBI's taxonomy places the organism in Eukaryota, Ciliophora, Oligohymenophorea, Peniculida, Parameciidae. The record is from the annotation of a GenBank genome assembly.